AAUCCGCGAGAACAGGUGAAGAACCCAAGAAAAUAUAACCAAUAAACCGAACCCAAAAUACUCGCUCCUGUGUUGUCAACGGCAGAGGACCAACGGGUUUGGACGCUGGCGAAGACUGAGAAAAUAAAACACGAACGAGAAAUGUCGCUGGUCGAUUACGCUCCUUCUUCAGACGACGACGUUCCGGAACCCGCUGAAGAAGAACGCAAGGAAGAGGAAGAACCCCAACUUCCCCAAUGCGAUUCACUGCCAUUGCAACCUCCUCCUCCUCCUCGUGCCCAGACUAAAUCUGGAUCUUCAUCUGACCAGCAGCCAGAAAGUAAACCACAUUCAUCACCACCUGCAGUGGAGAAUCUUCCUGAUGCUUCACUUCUUUUGAAUGCACCCACUGUCUCAUCUAAUCUUCUGAGUUCUAGUGACCACUCCGCUAGAGUUGCUGCAGCUCUAGCUGAAAAUGCUUCACGUAAGAGAGACUCAAAUGGAAUGGCCUCUUCAACUGUUCGUAGUAAAGUUCCUAGAGCAAACUUGCCUCAUUCAAGGAAUGUUCCAGAAACUGCUGGUAAUGUGCUAAUUCCACCUCAGAUCAGUGGAAGGAAAAAUGUUGUUACAGAAGACAUAAGCAAGCUAUUUGUCAAAAAGCACCCGUAACAUUCAUCUUGUUAGAAGCUCGCAUAUCGUAGACAAUGAUGGGGGGAAGAAACUUAAACCUAAAGAUGCACUUCAACUACUCGAAAGUGCUUACUUUUGUAGAAUGUGUGCUUGUUUACCUUUGAGUUUGUCUAUAUCCUUAGCUUUGUUCGUGUAGCUGCUUAUGUUACAUUGUCAAUUUCCAGCUUAGCCAAAUAUAGAAAAAAGGAGCAGAAACCCUUGAGAGAUGAUUUGUUUCACGGCCUAUUUGUUAGAUUUAGGAUUCUUGAGAAUACUGUGAAUCGUAUUUUUCAUGCUUUGGUUAAAGGUUUUAUAAAUAUUUUAAGGCUUGCAACAUUGCUAAUACUAAAUUUUGACUAUAAGAGAUUUUCAAAUUUUCCAAUUUUUAAUAUUUUGGGGGAGGGGGUGAUUAGUGCCCAAAGCUAGUGAACUGUAUAAUUUCAGAAGAUUCGGGUGAUUGACAAGAGAAACUAGUACAAACUUCCAUUCAAAUAAGUUAUUUGUCUUUCAAUUAUCUUACAAAUUUCCUUUUGUUGAACUGUAAUGAUAUUUUAUAUAUAGCAAAUUUAUUAUUUU
Abrus precatorius (Indian licorice) is the source of this 1224-nucleotide messenger RNA. RefSeq lists its product as uncharacterized. Bases 142 to 648 code for a protein of 168 amino acids. The transcript is spliced from 3 exons. The record is from RefSeq and is a predicted model, not a curated record. NCBI's taxonomy places the organism in Eukaryota, Viridiplantae, Streptophyta, Magnoliopsida, Fabales, Fabaceae.